CGGAAGGCUCUCGGCCGCCGUUACGUCGCGUCUCCACGUGCCUAAUACGGUUGCUGGGAUUGGCUGAUCCGCGACCGGGGCCGAUUGACGACCUGAUCGGAUUGGAGAAAUCCGACGUAGCAACGGCGCCAUUUUGCCUGAGGGAGGCGACGAACUGGAAUUGAUAAAAUCGCCAGGUUCGUCCCGCAUAAGGAAUGGACGCCCCAUAUGAUGGAGCAGAGAUAACAUUGGUAACUGAAGAAAUUGAAGGCUGUUACAGCUGCUCAAAAAAUUUUCCACCUAAAAAGAAAAAGAAAUGGAAAGAUCAAAGUGAGGAUGGAGGUAAAAAAAGCAAGAAGCCCAGGCCAGCAUAUUUAUUGUACUAUUAUGACACUCAUUUAAAAGUGCAGCAAGACUUUCCAAAUUUGCCUCGGUCCGAGAUAAACAAGAAAAUCAGCGAAAGCUGGAGGCGACUCAGUGUUGCUGAAAAGGGUAUUUACCUUGAAAAGGCAAAGCUGGAAAAAGAAGGAAUAGAUCCGAGCGAUAAGCUAAUCAAUGCAUCAGCUGGUGCCCCUCCAACCGAUAUUCCAGGAUUUCGUAAAAUUCUUCCUCGUUCCAGUUAUAUUAUAAUUCCCACUUCUAAUCUACCUGGUGAUGGAAAUGGUCAGCAGUUGGCUCAAUCUCCUACACAGAGGGAAGGUGAAGGCAAUCCAACAUGGCAGACUCUUACCCACGACACUAUACAGAGUCUCUUUACAGGCCCUAUUGACAGUACUGAGGAGAGCAUUGCUAUUGAUGGAAUUACCGAUGAAGCUUUCAUUCACACUGAAACAAUGCAGGAGAUUGUUACGUCGGAGAUGCUUUCUCAAUUUUCUAAUUCUGAAGAUGAUAAAGUGGCAGGAGAACUAACCACCAAUGAGACUUCUUUAGAGUUGACACAUCCUUAUGAUUCUCCUUGUGUUGUUAUUGAAGGAACAUUGAUAGGUGCCGGAAGUGAUGCUUCAGAAAGUGUUGCUAGCUGCACAAACCAGCAAACUGUGGAAGUUAAUCCUGUGAUGGCAGUAUUAUCGGAUCAGAGCAAACCAAGUGGGAAUCUCAUUUCUCAUAAAGCUCUCGGACAGGCUGUUUGUAUUAAUAACAAACAGGAUUCAGGGGAAAAUGUUCCAGCAUCGACUACCCAGUUCUUAAUGUUACCGUUGACAAGCAAACAAUCAUCAACAGCUCCAACAAAAAAGCCCAUCUUUGCCCAGAAGACAACCUAUACACGAAGAGGUCGUGGCAGUUGUCCAAAUCCAAACUGUUUGUUUACAUAUGUCACAAGACACAAACCUCCACAAUGUCCAAAUUGUGGCAAGUGGCUGGGGGGGAAAUGGAUUCCAAAGGGUAAAGAGUUGCAAGUAUUAAAUGUACAUGUGGAAUGUAAUCAAGAGAAGCAAAACAAGGAAACAACAGAUGUGUCUAUCGGCACAAAGGAUGCAGCUCAAUCCAGUUUGGAAAGUUCACAGGCAGUGACCCAGCUUCUCAGUGUAGCUUCGGAAGAUCAAGGGGAGGAGGACCAGCAACAAAUGCAAACUAAUUGGCAACAAACUAUACACAUUGAACCCACUGAAUCAACUACAGCAGUGUCCACUGUACAGACAGAGGAACAGGGUCUUCCAGUACAGCUCUGCAGUGCACUGUCGGCUGAUGAGCAUACAGUGGAAGCACGGUCUGAAGUUGUCGUGAAGGAGCUGGAGGUUCUAACAGACCAAACUUCAGAUGUCAGCAACACUGCAAUCAGUGGCUCCCAUGGAGUUAAUAAUAUGAGACCUGGAUCGAGUGUUAGUAGACAAUGUUUACAAAUACGACGAAGAAACAAAACCAAAGGACGAGCAAAAUGCAGCUUAAUGACUGGUGCUGCCCGGUCACGUCCACGUGUUAUCCUGCCAGCAACCCCAUCUAAUGCAGCUUCACAGUCUGGGGUCACCUAUAUUCGAGUGGUUACAAUGCCUGUCAAUCAAGCUGAUCCAGCAGAAUGUAAUGUGCCUUCAGCAAGCCAGAAAGCUACAGCAAGGGGCUCCUCGGCAAAGAGCUUAUUGAGUUCUCCUCCUCCAUCAGGUCUAAAACCCAGCACCUUAAAGCAACUGGGGCAUUCUGUUUUGCAUCCAAAUUAUGAAGAGACAGAAGAGCAGACAGGAUUAAAAGUUGCCACAGAGAAUGGGUCACCUCAAACUAGUGCAGUUUCAGUCAAAACUGUGUGUCUGACUCUUCCAAAAACAAACAAAGCCAGUGCUUUUGACCUUGGUUUGGCAACUUGCAGAGGUAAAGGUCGUUGCAAGAAUCCCAAAUGUACAUAUGUCUACAUGAACCGGUACAAACCAGGAGUCUGUCCAAAGUGUGGUUAUGACUUCACAAGGGAUAAACAGGAUGUAAAGCCAUCAAAACCUGUUAUAAACAACGCACUUUCUUUGGGUCUGUUGAAUCCGGAGGAGGGGCUAACCCAGGCCUCAAAGGAUUUACAACGCCAGACUACAUUACUGCUGCUCAGGAGAACAGUUCAGAUCCCUGAGAAUGAGGCUGAACUUCAUGAAGUUUUUAGUCUAAUUCAGGAAAUGAACAGCUCAAGGUUGAUCUUGUCAACAGUAAAUGAGACCAUAACACUUGAACAAAAUUCGUGGCCGAAUUACUUUGAAUCUUCAGCCACAAUCUGUGGCUUAUGUGACAGCCAGUUAUUCAAGGGUGGACAGAAUUCAGUAGCUGGUCCUGAGGAAUGCUGGCUGUUGACAGAAAGCCAGUUCCAAGUGGUCAUAGUUCAGGCCAAAAUCUGCUUGAACCCCCACUGUCUUGCACUUCAUAACUUCACAGACAUCAGCUCAGGUUUAUUUAAUAUUGGAAACAAGCUUUUGGUCAGUUUGGAUUUACUGUUCAAAAUAAGAAACCAUAUCAAGCUUGGAGAAGAUCCAAGGGAUGUGACCACUCCCAUUUUGAACUCCGUGCAAAAAUUCACAGAGAAAAUCUUGUCUGAUGAGCAGCUGAAUCAGCUUCAAGAGCUUCUAUGGAAUGGUUAUUGGGCAUUCGAAUCCCUCACCAUUCGUGACUAUAAUGACAUGAUUUGUGGGAUCUGUGGAGUAGCACCCAAGUUCGAGGUAGCACAGAGAAGCCCUGAGAAUAUUCUUGCACUGAAAAAUGUGGAGUUUACAUGGCCUGACUUUCCUACCCCAGAUGAAGUAAACGUAGAGGAUUUUUGGUCCACAAUGGAGAAUGAAGCCAUAGAGCAAGCAGUAUUUCCAUCCAGUAUCCCUAUCACAAAAUUUGAUGCAUCCAUAAUUGCUCCAUUUAUACCACCACUUCUGAGGGCACCUGUUGUAGUUAAUAGUGAGAAGGAUAAAAACCCUCAACCACAGCCAGUUGCUGGAAAUCCAAGAAUGCUGGUAAGAUUGUUGCACGAUGGAGUUUUCAAACCAGAGGAGCUCAACUCCUACAGUGAAGAUGAAAUAAAAAACUUGCUAGUGUCAUGUGAUCUCCCAUUUCACCCCAAUGACUCCAAGGAACAUCUGUGUUCUUCAUUAUUCGCUUUAUAUUCCUAUGUGCUAGAUGGAUCAACUGCACAGGUCCAGCCUCCAUGUGAUGUGACAGGAGGAAAGGUUUAUAAGUUGUGUCUGCAUCAGGUUGUUUGUGGAUCCAAGUAUCUUGUGAGAAGAGAAUCUGCACGUGACCAUGUUGACCUGCUGGUAUCUUCGCGCUAUUGGCCUCCAGUGUAUGUGGUUGAUAUGGCUCCAUAUGUUGCAUUAAAUGCAGAAGUGCGGUAUCCUGAAAUUGCUGGACAAAUAUGGGGACAUAAACAAGGCUGUUUUUCAGAUCCACUGGAACCCCCAAAGCAUGUGUCCUGUCCGGAGCUACUUGAUCAACACUAUGCUAUGGAUGUAUCGCUAACAGAGAAUAACAUUCAACAUCCCAUCACCAAGUCCAGUGCUCGCAGAAUUGUAUGCCAUGAUACAGACCAGACAACGGGCAAGAACACAACAGCCAGACACCAUUCUAUCAGUCUUUGCAGUGAACUAGAACCAUACAGUGAUGUACUUGAAUCUAUUCCAGACAGCAAGGUGCAAAAUGUGCGGCAAAAGUCCAUCACUUUUGAAAAUGCCACUUACUAUUUUCUAUAUAAUCGUUUGGUUGACUUCCUCACGAGCAGAGACAUUGUAAACCAGCAGAUCAAUGAAGUGUUGCAGAGCUGUCAACCUGGAGAGGUGGUGAUACGGGAUAGCUUGUACAGACUGGGAAUAGCACACCUUAACACAGAGAGUGAAACUGAGGAGCUUGCAUAACAACUGAUCCUUAAGAGUUAUGGGAAAUAAUUUGCCGAGUAAUGUAUUUAUUCAGUGCUUCUAUUUAAUUAAAAAUAUUGUGUUUGUGAUUUCUUAAACCAUUUUGUUUCAAAUCCUGUCUGUGAUCAUGGGUUGGGGAGGGAUGGCUAGCUUUGAUUUGGGCUCUGCCUGAGGCUCAGAACAUUUGCUAUCGGUAAAAAGAAGCGUGCUGCAGAAUUUUUUUUUAUUAAUGUUUUCAUAUGUUUCUGCAUGAAACGUGUUUGUGAUGGAGUGAACCCUAACCACCUAUCACAGGCAUAUUUUGAAAUGUAAAUGAAACAUUUACAAUAAACUGCAACUCAGAAUUUCCUUUCAUAUUUUAAUGCAGUCAUCCCCUGCUCCAAUUCAGUCUUGCAAUGGAACAUAAACCCUACUUACAUGGGCCAUCAUAUGGAUUGGGAUUUGCAUGAUUUUAUAUGGUACAAAAUUACCCUUAUCAGCCAUCCUGUAAACAUGGCUGUGUAGUCAUUUACUCACCUUUUAAAUGUUUGAUGCAGAAAUAGAGCUCAUGAAAGUUAAUCUAGAAUGUAAUGAUGAACAUUGGGAUCAAAUCUGUUUCUGUUGUUUAUCGCACAAACUUGCAAGUGAGCCAAAGACUAAUGGCUUCAGAACUGGGGGAGAAAAAAAAUCCAGUCUACCUUCAUUUACCAUGGAAAGGCAAUGUAUAUAACUUUUCACAUCCUUGCUAUGCAGUGACAAUCUGAGUGGUAUUUUUAACCCUGAAAUCGCGAGAGUCCAAAUAGAAUUCUGUAUUUACACAAUUGAGCAGUGUGAACUUGUACCUAUGAAAUACUAGGUAUGUAGGUCCUGUGUCCCAAUGACUGGAUGAUUGAAUCAAACAUAUUCCUGUAGACUGUACUGAGCCAUACCAGACUUGCAAAGCCCAAAACAAAGUGUCUGCUUUUAGAUAUAACUCUACAAUUAUGUCACCCUCACUAAGUAAACCUGAAUGCACUAACAGCUACAGUAACAAUCAACUUAAGAUAAUCCGUUGAACUCAUAAUAUAGUUCAUUUAUGUUUACUAGAAGCAAAAUACAUUUGUACUCAGGUACCUGUUCUCUGCAAACAAAAGGGAUGUGUUCAAGCUUUGCACCUUUUUUGAUUUAUCUCCAGAACGGAGAACCUAUCGUUCCAGUUCAUUUCUCCUCGGCAACACCUGAGAGUUGAAUUUUGUAUUGAUCUUGAAUGCAAGACAAAAGGUUUCAUGGUGUCUCCUGCAGCAAUAGUCAACAUCUGUACUAUCGGGUGUUUUUUUUAAUUUGUUAUUGCUUGUGUACUCAUUCAUUUGAGCAGCGAUGAUUCUAGUAAAUAGAAGUGUUUCCCUUUUGGAGUAUUUAGAGUAAACAUCAAGAAUGAGAGCUCCACAGGGAUGCUGCCCUGUGUCUUGACGACUGUGCCCAAGUGUUUAAAUGAUUGUGCCCUUGUUAAUUAUCCAUAUGAGUACAAUCGGCUUACUUCUGUGAUUUACGAAGGAUGAUUUAUUCGUCGAGAUAUACUUUAUGAGGGAUUUCUAUCAGUUUUCAACAUAUUGGUAGUUUUCCUUAUUAAGGAUUACUGACGGGUUGGAUUGCAGAAAGUAUUGUUAAGAUGUUACGUGCUUUCUUUCAAUAAAUGUAAAACCAAACCUGUAAAUUAAUGCACACACCAGUUAGAUAAUUUAUCCUGCAUUAGGUAUCCUCAGUGUCUAGGAUUCUGGGGUCAUCUGAAAAAUGUUUUAAAAGCACUUUCCCUUCCCAGCUAUCCUUGAGCUGUUUGAUUGCGAUGUGAGAUUAUAUGGCAUUAUCUUUACGUUGUAAAUUAAAAAUC
Messenger RNA from Stegostoma tigrinum, 6129 nucleotides. RefSeq names its product HMG box domain containing 3 (gene hmgxb3). The transcript has 22 exons. NCBI's taxonomy places the organism in Eukaryota, Metazoa, Chordata, Chondrichthyes, Orectolobiformes, Stegostomatidae. The record is from RefSeq and is a predicted model, not a curated record. The coding region runs from base 195 to 4283 and encodes 1362 amino acids.